UCACCGCAGCACAUCGAGCCUCAAGUAUCACCUCGACGCAAAACAUUUAGCAGCUAGCGUGGACGUUAGCCCGACUCCAAGUACAAGGACUCACACCCAACCCACACUCCACCAGAUGACUGGUUUAAGGACCAGGGUAACUAAGUCUGAAUUACCCAGAUAAUCCAUAUUUGGGCUCAGUGACGCAUUUGAACAUGUAUAAAAACCUGGAGUGAAACCUCAGCUGCACAAGUCCACACAGAGGAUCCAAGGUCUGCUAGGAUGGCUCGCAUGUCUGUUUUCAGAUUCUCAGCUCUGGCUCUGCUGCUGCUGCUGUCUGCCUGCUGUUGGGCCGACAAUGAGGCAGAGGAUGACUCAGCGGAGCUUUCUGUCUCUGAACUUCUGGAGAGAGCCAACAGUAAUCUGAUCCGUUCUGACGAUGAUCCCAUCCUGACUGGAGGAGACAUCGCCAUUGGCAGCGAGGACGAGAGAAACGCCGACCCCUGCACCAGCCGAGGCUGCAAGUGGGGAAAAAAUGCUGACGGGAAGGUCUACGUUCCUUAUUACAUCACCAACCACUUCUCUGACCGGGAGAAGGCCAUCAUCACCCGUGGACUGGAGUCCUUCUCUUCCUUCUCCUGCAUCCGCUUCAGGCCAAGCAGAAGCAGCGACCGCGACUGGCUGAGUAUCGAGUCCCAGAAUGGCUGCUACUCCUUCGUUGGCCGUCGUGGUGGGAAGCAGGUGGUGUCUCUGGCCCGGAGGGGAUGCCUUUACCAUGGCACGGUGCAGCACGAGCUGCUCCACGCUCUGGGCUUCAACCAUGAACAGACCCGCUCUGACAGGGACAACCACAUCAAAGUCUUGCUGCAAAAUGUUCAGUCUGGAAUGCAGCACAACUUCAAUAAGAUUGCCACCCUGAACCAGGGCACUCCCUACGAUUACAACUCUGUCAUGCAGUACCACAAGUACGCCUUCUCCAAGAACAACCAGCCCACCAUGGUCCCCAUCCCCAACGCCAACGUGUCCUUUGGCAACGCCAAGGAGAUGAGUCGCAACGACAAGGCCAGGCUCAACACUCUCUACAAGUGCUAAGAAGUGUUUUCAGAUGUGCUGACAGACGAUCAGAGGCUCCCUGACCAACAGAAGCUGCAGCCCUGAACUCAUCAGCACAACAGUCAAU
This is a messenger RNA of Perca flavescens (yellow perch), 1159 nucleotides long. Its product is annotated as low choriolytic enzyme. The coding region runs from base 262 to 1071 and encodes 269 amino acids. Gene Ontology annotation, biological process: proteolysis. Gene Ontology annotation, molecular function: metalloendopeptidase activity; zinc ion binding. NCBI's taxonomy places the organism in Eukaryota, Metazoa, Chordata, Actinopteri, Perciformes, Percidae. The transcript has 10 exons. The record is from RefSeq and is a predicted model, not a curated record.